GCUGCUCCAACUCAGAUUCCGUCAUCUUCUUCAUCUGGAUUCUUCGUUAAAGCUGCCUGCUGUUGAGUUCAAUCGUCGCUAUAAUCACCAGGUGUGUUGAUGAUUGCUUGGAUAGGAAAUAGUGAAGCUUCAGAAAAGAGAUGAAAGAGAGGUCAUUUGGUUUGAUCAUCGGUAUCUCAAUAGGAGUCGUAAUUGGAGGGCUUUUGGCCUUAGCUGGGAUACUUUGCUUCAGGUUUCACCGGAAGCGACCUCAGAUAGGUAAUAGCAGUUCUAGGAGAGCAGCAACUAUCCCCAUUCGUACAAAUGGUGCUGAUACUUGUACGAUAUUAUCGGACUCAUCCAUGGGUACAGAAUCAUCAAGAACAUCUGUACAGAAUGGCAUCCCAUUAUGGUUUGGUGGAAUGAAGAAGGGUCAUGUGGUUGCUGCUUCUGGAAUUCUCGAAUAUUCUUACAAAGAUCUACAGAAGGCUACCUACAAUUUCACGUCCUUGAUAGGCCAAGGGGCAUUUGGUCCUGUUUAUAAAGCUCAGAUGACCGCUGGUGAAGCAGUUGCAGUCAAAGUUCUUGCAACUGAUUCCAAACAAGGCGAGAAAGAGUUCCAUACGGAGGUUAUGUUAUUGGGAAGGUUACAUCACAGAAACCUAGUGAAUUUGGUAGGAUAUUGUGCAGAAAAGGGACAACAUAUGCUCAUAUAUGUCUACAUGAGCAAAGGCAGUCUGGCUUCUCAUUUGUACAGUGAAGAACAUGAAUUGUUAAGCUGGGAUUUGAGGGUUCAAGUAGCGUUGGAUGUAGCUAGAGGAUUGGAAUAUCUCCAUGAUGGAGCUGUUCCUCCAGUCAUACACCGGGACAUCAAGUCGUCUAACAUCCUGUUGGAUCAGGCCAUGAGGGCCAGGGUGGCCGAUUUUGGACUUUCAAGGGAGGAUAUGAUUAAUAGACAUGCCUCCAAUAUCCAGGGAACUUUUGGGUAUCUUGAUCCUGAAUAUAUAUCAACAAGGGCAUUCACCAAGAAAAGUGAUGUUUACAGCUUUGGAGUUCUACUAUUUGAGCUUAUUGCAGGAAGAAACCCUCAGCAGGGCCUCAUGGAGUACGUUGAGCUCGCAGCGAUGAACACGGAGGGUAAAGUCGGAUGGGAAGAAAUAGUGGAUUCUCGUCUUGAAGGAAACUUCAAUGAGCACGAACUGAACGAUGUGGCAUCUCUUGCAUACAAUUGCAUCAACCGUUCCCCAAGAAAACGACCAUCAAUGAGAGACAUCGUGCAAGUCUUAUCUCGUAUUCUUACAAUUCGGCACAACAAAAAGCAUCAUAGACGUGAUUCAUCGGUUGUGGCCGAUGAGGUUGCACUCAACAUCGACCAAUUAGGUCGGCGGAGCCCGAUGAAUAGCGAACAUCGACGGAUGGAGUCUAUGAGCAGCACAGCUGAUUCUUGUGAAGGUUAAAAAUGAGAUUUGACCCCUUGAUUGUUUUAGUUUUGUUUGCCUUUGUUUUGUAAUAUAUAUUUGGCAUGUUUUUUUACAUAUAUAGGGGAGGAGUUGAUAGCAGCAGAUAGGGCAGGUUUUGGUGUGGUGUUGACUUGAGUUGAGUGAGGAAAUUAGGUUGUAAAAUCUCUGUUUUUCUUCUUGGGUUUGAUCCUGUUAUGGUUCAAUUUUGUAUACUAAUAGAAUACAUUACAAAAAGAUGGUGAU
Cynara cardunculus var. scolymus (artichoke) is the source of this 1682-nucleotide messenger RNA. Its product is annotated as calcium/calmodulin-regulated receptor-like kinase 1. Gene Ontology annotation, molecular function: protein kinase activity; ATP binding. The transcript has 8 exons. NCBI's taxonomy places the organism in Eukaryota, Viridiplantae, Streptophyta, Magnoliopsida, Asterales, Asteraceae. Gene Ontology annotation, biological process: protein phosphorylation. The coding region runs from base 141 to 1436 and encodes 431 amino acids. The record is from RefSeq and is a predicted model, not a curated record.